Clonostachys rhizophaga is the source of this 963-nucleotide messenger RNA. The record is from the annotation of a GenBank genome assembly. Lineage: Eukaryota; Fungi; Ascomycota; Sordariomycetes; Hypocreales; Bionectriaceae.
AUGCCGAGACUUUUCCUAGAAUGGUCCGGUGAAACGUCAAAUGGUCUCGAGCUGGAUGUAUAUGAAAGACAUAUCCAGCUACGUAAUGAGGGUACCGAAGAGCAUGAUGAGGCCAAUCGCGGGCCAAACCUCCCGCCAGGCUGCUAUCAAAUUCAACGGCGGCGGCCACAUCAACCACUCCCUCCUCUAGAAGAACCUAGCCGCCUCCUCCUCCCCCAAUGCAGAUCCAAGCAGCUCUCAGCUCCUCGUUGCCGAGAUCAACAAGGCAUUCAAGAGCUAGAUGAUGAGAUCAUCGAAGGAUCAGUACAUGCGCGAGAAAGCGUUGAUGAACCAGAUGGUUACAGCUCUCCAGCGUCCUUAAAUGAAAACGAAUGCUACGUCAGUGGCGGCGCAGCAGGCUUCCCCGAGUCAGAAGACAUUUCCCCCAGAACGUCCGUCGAUGGACCGGAUGGGGGCUUUUGGGAACCCCAACAGCGGCCACAAGGCCAAGUAAGGGGCGGAGAAAGGGGGAAGCCAGGAGAGGAUCGUAAGCAGGGGAAGAAGGAAACAGAGAAAAAGAAGGGGGGAAAUGGUAAGGAGAGGAACAAGGAUAAGAGCGAAAAGGAUAAAAAAGAAAAGGGGGUUAAGUGGAAGGAGGAUAAAAAUGGUAAAAGGGGAAAGAAGCUGAAUAAGAAGGAAAAGCUGAAUAAGAAGGAGGAGGAGCUAAAGAAAAAGGAGGAGAAGCUGAAGAGGAAGGAGGAAAAGCUAAAGAAAAAAGAGGAAAAGCUAAAGAAGCAGAAUAAAGAAAAAGAGGAAAGUAAGAGGAAGAAGGAGAGGGAUAAGGGGAAGGGGAAGAAAGGGGAGAAGGAAGGCAAGGGGAUUAACAAGGUAACGGAUGAAAAGGACAGGAAGCAGGGUAAGAACAGGAAGAAGCGCACCAGAAAGGUAUCCCCCUGGCCAUCCGUUUUUUGUUGUUUCGGAUGA